AUGCACGCAGGUCUGAAGAGGAAAGGCGAAGAAGUAUUUAUUGGUGGGGAUUCCGAUUGGGCGAAGAAGCUGCUACUUGAGGUGCCGCCUGAGGAAGACCCCCUAGAGCCUGCCUUCCAUCUCGACCCUGAGUUGGAUGCUUUUAUUGACUCCGUGUUGCUUGACGACGAAGAUCUUACUGAAUCGGCCUGGCUUCUAGCUGAAGAAACAGAGACCUCUGAGCCAGUUGGUGUGUCUGCUGGUUCGCGGCCUUCCACAUCACCAGGAGCCUCUGGCUUGGCGCAGAGCGACAGUACCCCAUGGAGUGCGGUGUAUGACCAGCUCUCAGUGCCCUCUCACGUAGCAGGAGAUCUUUGGGAAAACCAUGAAGAGGGAAGCUGCGAAGAGCAGCACCCAGCCGCGGGGCCCUCAGCCGCUCAAAAUAUGCUACGUGGCUCAGCUGCUGAUGUUGCAGGUCCUCUUGUCUCCACUGAGCCUUCCUUUGCUGCAACGGAGGUACAAUCGAUAGUUACUGCAGCUUCUCAAGGGGUGGCUGCUUCUGAAGCGUCUGAAGUGGUGGUUGCUGCUGGAGCGCCCCAACCGGUUGCUGAUGCAGCUCCCCAACCGGUGGCUGCUGCAGGCCCUCAACCGGUGGCUGCUGCAGGCCCUCAACCGGUGGCUGCUAUAGCGGUUCAACUGGUGACUGCUGCAGCUCCCCAACCGGUGGCUGUUACAGGCCCUCAACCUCUGGCUGCUGCAGCGCCUCAACUGCUGAAUGCUGCUGUGACGCCUCAAUCGGUGGCCCUUGCUGCGCCGCGGAAGCGUGAGUCACAUCAGACAAACCAGGAGCCGUCUAGAUACUUGGAAAUCGCAUCAGCCGUUGCUCCUGCAACGAGAUUAAUUCUUCCUAAGCAACCAGCAGCAAUCAUGCUGCCCACUUCUUUUUCUGGGGCCCCUGGUGCUGCCUCCCAGCUGCUGCUGCCUCCCGUUACCAUUCCAUUUCAGCAGCGGGAACCAUCGCAACAGACAGCACCAACGUUGGUGCCGCCUUCAGAUGGGGACGUCCUACUAUAUUUCGGCUGGCUGGGGAACAUGUUUUCGGGAGUUCCUCCAGAGCUUCUGAAGACCCAUCCUUUCUAUCGUGUUCCUCCAGUCCAGGAGACAUCUCCAACUGAGGAGACAGUGACUCGAGUCAAGCUGCAGUGCGAGAGGGCCUCAGGUGCAUUGGCAACAUAUUGGGGUUGCGUGCACAUUGGGUGGAUUACUUUUGAAGUGCAGCAGGCAUGCGCUGGCGAGCAGACGGCUGAAGAGUGUUGGUUGCCUGAGCCGGGUUCAACAGCAAUUGCCUCGUGUGCUUUGAAUGCAUUAAAGGGCGAUCCUGCCUUUAACAGCUGUCUUGCUGCUUCUCCGCUGGUGCGGCUGCACCGCUGA
Molecule: messenger RNA, 1410 nt
Organism: Eimeria acervulina
Lineage: Eukaryota; Apicomplexa; Conoidasida; Eucoccidiorida; Eimeriidae
Exons: 6
Coding region: 1-1410 (469 amino acids)
Source: RefSeq, a predicted model, not a curated record